AUGGCACGCGGCCGCAAGUUCUACCCUUCAAACAAGUUCAUCAUCAGCUGCGGCACCGUCACAAUCGACAUGCGGGCACGGCGCGUGCUGCUAAUCUACAACAAGAGACACGCAAUCUACCAGAUGCCCAAGGGGCGGAAAGAUAUUGGCGAAGACCUUCUCGCAGCGGCGUUGCGCGAGACGCGAGAGGAGACGGGCGUCACGGUGAAGCCCGUCACCUUGAGACUCAGCACAAGAGCUACGCCUGCUGGCGGGCCCUCCGGUGCCCCAGAGGUCUCCGAGGAGAUUACCGACACGGAACCAAUUGCUGUGUGUCACUACCCUGAUCCGGCUACUGGUGCUAUGAAGAUGGUAUUCUACUUCGUUGCGGAAGGGAAUUGUGAUCUCAGACCGGAGGGUUGGACGGGAGAGGACAGGGUCAAGUUUGACGUUAGCUGGGUCGAUGUUGACGAAGCCGCGAACAAGUUGGCUUUCAAGGAGGAUGGCAUGGUCGUCACCAAGGCUCUUGAGGAUUUGAGAAAAUCGGGAUAUGAUAUCUGA
This is a messenger RNA of Colletotrichum acutatum, 540 nucleotides long. RefSeq names its product NUDIX domain-containing protein. Gene Ontology annotation, biological process: AMP biosynthetic process; ATP biosynthetic process. The record is from RefSeq and is a predicted model, not a curated record. The coding region runs from base 1 to 540 and encodes 179 amino acids. The transcript has a single exon. NCBI's taxonomy places the organism in Eukaryota, Fungi, Ascomycota, Sordariomycetes, Glomerellales, Glomerellaceae. Gene Ontology annotation, molecular function: bis(5'-nucleosyl)-tetraphosphatase (asymmetrical) activity.